Chondrus crispus (carragheen) is the source of this 1672-nucleotide messenger RNA. RefSeq lists its product as hypothetical. The record is from RefSeq and is a predicted model, not a curated record. The transcript is spliced from 2 exons. Gene Ontology annotation, molecular function: protein binding. The coding region runs from base 1 to 1590 and encodes 529 amino acids. Lineage: Eukaryota; Rhodophyta; Florideophyceae; Gigartinales; Gigartinaceae.
AUGCCGGCCCCGCUGCCCGCCCUCCCCCCCGAGCUGCUGCCGCUAAUCUGCCGCCACCUCGUCACCGCCCGCGAUCUGUGCGCGCUUGCGCAGGUCUCCUCGCCCUUCAACCACGAGCUCACGGCCGCGCACGCGGACCCUCUCUGGCGCCGCGUGUGGCUGCACCUCGCCCGCCUCCCCCCCGACGCCCUCCUAUGGGCCCGCGUCGCGGGCUCGUGGCGCCAGCAAGUCGCCGCCUCGUUCCACCUCGCCCGUCUGCCGCGCGCCCUGCAAGACCCCCCGCCGCCCGCGCGCCCCGCCGUCCUCUUCGUCCCGCCGCGCUACGCUCCCGACGGCUCCGUGCGCCCCGACGACCGCGUCCGCACCAGCCCCAGGAACAUCGAUGUCGAGGACGUCCUGGGACGCGCCGUCGCUGUCGUCGCGCUUGGAUUUUGUGUCGUCGUCGGCUUCGAGAAGGGCAUCGCCUUUUUGAAGAGGAACGCCCCCCAAAAGCCUGCCGCUACACCGCGGGGAAAGUUUGCGAGGCUGAGAAGUCUCGAGCGCGCCACCCUAUUUUAUGAGAAUCAACCGCAGUUGGGCGCCGUCCUCAUGUUCUCGCACCAGCCGCAGGGCGACAACGGCACCAUCGUGGCUGCCAUGUCCACAGACGUGCUGAUCAGGAUCGACGUCGACCAGGAUAAUCCCAAGGCGAAGAGGCCAUUGAAAUGGACCAUCAUCGAUUCGUUCAUGGAAAUCGCCGCCGUCGUCGAAGUCACCACGUCAGAGGACGGCGUGUAUGCUCUGGUCGGCUUUGCGAGCGGCAGGGUCCGGGUCGUGCACAUUGCGCAGGGAGGCUGUCGAAGGGUGUUGGUGAUGCGCGAGUCUGCCGAGAUGAUUGUCGCGAACGGGCGCUGGCUGCUUGCCGCAAAUUCCUUCCCACCGAUCGCAUGUGGCGUGUGGGAAAUAGAGGACGGGCGACCCGCCCACGACUUCACGUGCACGUCGAUCGGGUGGGAGGAGAUCACCUCGAUCGCGGGUCUCAGCGCGACGCGCACAGACUACCUGUUCGCGAUCUGGAACGGGCACAGCGCGAUCCGCAUCCUCAACGCGAAGACGGGCGACUUCUGCAGGAUCAUCCGCGUGAACUCGACGUUUCUCAGGUGCCCGCGCAGCGCGACCGAGGAGGCCGAGCACGGCGCCGUGUCGCCGCACGUGGGGCGGCGCAAGAUGAUCAUGAGCGCGGACCGGAAGACGGCCGUCGUCGCGACGUCCAACCGCGCGUUCGUCGUGCCGCUCAGUCCCGCCGCACGGCCGCAGGAGAUGCGCCAGCUGGACGGCGCAAAACGCGCGCUGCUCGCCUUGUCUACAGACGAUCGCGUGCUCGUCACGGCGGAAAGCAACGUGUUUGGCAGCCUGGGGAGCAGGGUGUUGGGCCGGGCGUCGCUGGCGAGCGAGCCGCUGCUCAGGUUCUGGGAUGUCGCCUCCGGACGCCUGCAGGGCGAUAUCGUCACCCCCUCUACUGUGACCUCAGUUUCGACCGCAGGGGACAUUGUGGCGGCGGUUGCAGGGGCCGUCGGACAGGUCAUGGUCGCAUUUUCGACUCCACAAUAGUAACAAGAGGAAAGAAAAGACGAGCGACAUAUAUAAAUACUACGGCAAGGAGAAUAAAAUGCAUCACCACGUUUCCCGGGUA